UUUUUCUUUGACUGCGGAUCGUCCUUUAUAAGAUGGCUUUUAUUAGAAUUUUAACUCUAGCAUCGUUAGCAAUGUAUGCUGCUUAUGCUAUUCCAGUUAAAAAUCCAGAAAAUGGAGAUUUUACACCAUACCAAAAAAUAUCAACAGCCAAAUCGUUCAAAACGCCAACGACAACAGAGAAAAUAACUGCGGAAAGUGAUAUUCUUAAAACUAUAGCUCAUCCUGCCAUAGAGUCACCAACAAACCCACAGAUAACAACCAUGACAGAACCAACCGCAGAAUCAACCAAAAUGCCAACGAUAACGGAGGGAAUAAGUACGGAAAGCGAUACUCCCGCAACAAAGUCACCGACAGAACUAGAGACAACACAACCAACCACAACAACGCCAACGACAACGGAGGGAAUAAGUACGGAAAGCGAUACUCCUACAACAAAGUCACCGACAGAACCAGAGACAACACCACCAACCACGACACCGCCAACGACAACGGAGGGAAUAAGUACGGAAAGCGAUACUCCUACAACAAAGUCACCAACAAAACCAGAGACAACACCACCAACCACGAUAGCGCCAACGACAACGGAGGGAAUAAGUACGGAAAGCGAUACUCCUACAACAAAGUCACCGACAGAACCAGAGACAACACCACCAACCACGAUAGCACCAACGACAACGGAGGGAAUAAGUACGGAAAGCGAUACUCCUACAACAAAGUCACCGACAGAACCAGAGACAACACCACCAACCACGAUAGCACCAACGACAACGGAGGGAAUAAGUACGGAAAGCGAUACUCCUACAACAAAGUCACCGACAGAACCAGAGACAACACCACCAACCACGAUAGCACCAACGACAACGGAGGGAAUAAGUACGGAAAGCGAUACUCCUACAACAAAGUCACCGACAGAACCAGAGACAACACCACCAACCACGAUAGCACCAACGACAACGGAGGGAAUAAGUACGGAAAGCGAUACUCCUACAACAAAGUCACCGACAGAACCAGAGACAACACCACCAACCACGAUAGCACCAACGACAACGGAGGGAAUAAGUACGGAAAGCGAUACUCCUACAACAAAGUCACCGACAGAACCAGAGACAACACCACCAACCACGAUAGCACCAACGACAACGGAGGGAAUAAGUACGGAAAGCGAUACUCCUACAACAAAGUCACCGACAGAACCAGAGACAACACCACCAACCACGAUAGCACCAACGACAACGGAGGGAAUAAGUACGGAAAGCGAUACUCCUACAACAAAGUCACCGACAGAACCAGAGACAACACCACCAACCACGAUAGCACCAACGACAACGGAGGGAAUAAGUACGGAAAGCGAUACUCCUACAACAAAGUCACCGACAGAACCAGAGACAACACCACCAACCACGAUAGCACCAACGACAACGGAGGGAAUAAGUACGGAAAGCGAUACUCCUACAACAAAGUCACCGACAGAACCAGAGACAACACCACCAACCACGAUAGCACCAACGACAACGGAGGGAAUAAGUACGGAAAGCGAUACUCCUACAACAAAGUCACCGACAGAACCAGAGACAACACCACCAACCACGAUAGCACCAACGACAACGGAGGGAAUAAGUACGGAAAGCGAUACUCCUACAACAAAGUCACCGACAGAACCAGAGACAACACCACCAACCACGNUUGUAAUGUGCUGGAAGACAAUAUUGAUGAUAUUUCUCAUAGUUUUUUCAGUGACUACUAUAACACUUGCAGAUACUGUUUUGAAAAAUCCUCAGAUAGAAUCACUAAAAAAAGAUGAAAUCAAAUUAGAGAAAAAUAAUGUUGGUAGUGAACAUCAAGAGAGUCCCCUAGUCAAUACAGGUGGAAAAAAUCUAUCAGAAACUGAUACAUCGAGCACAUCAGCUACAGAACCACCAACGACUCAAUCCUUAUCUUCAACAAUAGGAUCAUCGGAAUCUUCUACAACCAUUACAAGUACAACACUUAUACAAUCAAGCACAAUAACAACAGCUACUGGGAAACCAACCCCUGUAACGGCAUCAAUGUCCAUAUGGGUGAUACUUUUAAUAGUAGUAAUGUCAGUUGCUGCAGGAUAUUUCAUUUUCAUUUUAAUCAAACGAUUUAUCGAAUUAAAAAAUUCAGGAAUUGGCUUCAGAAAUUUUAGAUAUGAACACUGGCCUAAGGCUCCUAAAACUGCUACAAAUUGCAACAAAACUGGUUCAAAUCAGCAAACAGAAAUCAAAUUAGAGAAAAAUAAUGUUGGUAGUGAACAUCAAGAGAGUCCCCUAGUCAAUACAGGUGGAAAAAAUCUAUCAGAAACUGAUACAUCGAGCACAUCAGCUACAGAACCACCAACGACUCAAUCCUUAUCUUCAACAAUAGGAUCAUCGGAAUCUUCUACAACCAUUACAAGUACAACACUUAUACAAUCAAGCACAAUAACAACAGCUACUGGGAAACCAACCCCUGUAACGGCAUCAAUGUCCAUAUGGGUGAUACUUUUAAUAGUAGUAAUGUCAGUUGCUGCAGGAUAUUUCAUUUUCAUUUUAAUCAAACGAUUUAUCGAAUUAAAAAAUUCAGGAAUUGGCUUCAGAAAUUUUAGAUAGUAAACUUAUCAAGAAAUAAAAAUAUGCAAAGUAAUAAACGUGUAAAUUUUUUAUAAAAAUUAAAAAUUUUUCUACAAUAUGCACUGUAAAUUACAACAAAUACUACAAAUAAAUAAAGGAUUCUAAAUUUC
Messenger RNA from Copidosoma floridanum, 2740 nucleotides. RefSeq names its product mucin-2-like. Lineage: Eukaryota; Metazoa; Arthropoda; Insecta; Hymenoptera; Encyrtidae. The record is from RefSeq and is a predicted model, not a curated record.